Carcharodon carcharias (great white shark) is the source of this 4508-nucleotide messenger RNA. Its product is annotated as PWWP domain-containing DNA repair factor 3A-like. NCBI's taxonomy places the organism in Eukaryota, Metazoa, Chordata, Chondrichthyes, Lamniformes, Lamnidae. The record is from RefSeq and is a predicted model, not a curated record. The transcript is spliced from 15 exons. The coding region runs from base 548 to 3133 and encodes 861 amino acids.
UCCUCCUCCCUCUCCCCCCCCCCCUGCCCGGUCCAUUUUCUGCAAUUGGAACUUGCUUGUUGCUCCGACGACCUGAGGAGAAAGAGGGGAGUAAGUUAACGAAAGAAUUACGUUAGAAGCACCGGAGGCGGUUUGGGCCAAAGAGUCGAACUUCCUGCGACGAGGCAGUUUGGAAAAUAAAGGAAGUUUUUAUUUUGUGUGUGUGUGUGGAGUGGGGGGUGGGGUGUGUGUGUUGGAAAAUUUGCGGGGGGGUGGAGGGAGGAAAGAGGACGAGUUAAGCCCCUCGCACGCCUGCAGCGUCGGAGACAGCCGCCGAGUUUCUGCCGGGGGAAGGUGGAGGGAGGAAGAGAUGCGGUCGUGCUCCUCUCGACACCGUUACGUUCGUCGUCCUCCUCCGCUGGCUGCGAGCAAGUAUCCUAUUAUUCAACACUUUAGGUAACGAAGUAGUCCGUGCCUGCAUGUUGCAAGAUUUAUACAACAUUUGGCUUCGGCUGUAUAUGAAUAUAGAACAAACUUUUUACUACCUGGGCAUGUACUCCCAUAAGCAAUGACUGACUUGGAUGAAUUCAUCUUUUGCAAAUGGCAAGGUCGGCUGUGGCCUGCAAAAAUACUGUCGGAGUCUGGCAUUUCUCCCAGUAAGACAUCUGAGACCAUUUCAGAUUGUUUAGAUGUCCAGCUAAUAUGUUUGAAUAAACAAUUAAGAGUUAAGCACAUAGACACAAGACCAUUUGAGCAAAAACAGGCUGAAAGUAUCAGCUUUGGUUUGGCACACAGGGAAGACUUUACUCAUGAAGAAGCUGUGGAAGAAUUAACUUACAGGAAGGCACUUCGAAUUGCACUGGAUCUUUUAGCUAGCCAUGACUGCCAUACCACUCGAAUGACUAUGAAAGAACCAGUGAUGGCAAAGACUCGAGUGUUAGCUUCAAAAGAGCUUAAAAAGCGUUCCUGUAUUCACAGUUCAAAUGGACCAAAAAAUACACCGAAGCAAAAUGGAUUUUACUUUCUUCGAGGACAAGAAACUGUGUGCACUCGACAAAGUAGCAGGAAAACAUCGUGUAUCAAAAAAACACCAGAGGCUGAACAAGGGAAAAAGCCAACCAGGUCAUGCACGUUAACCCAAACUUCGGCUAAAACAAAAAAACGCACUGGUAAGGAAGAAAAAAGUAGUGUAAGGAAAAGAACUGUGGGAAGACCAAGGAAAAAUCUUAAGCCUCAGACAGCCACUUCAAAUGAUAAUCUCUCUCGGUGUGAGCAGUCAAUACCACUUGUGAAACAGACAACUGCUGAAGCACAGGAAUAUCGGGAUGAAAAGAGGUUGCAAGAAGUGGCGAAGUCUUCAUUCCAAACAUGUGGUUCUCCAAAUUAUGCAGGGAGGAAAGAUCAAAAUGGUAAAGUUAAAAAGAUUAGCCUGAGGUCAAGGAUUAUUUGCAAAUCUGCCUGCAAAGAAAUUGCCAAUUCUCCUGUCCAAGCCAAUUGCAAACCUCGGGGCAUUCGGACACCUGAUGCUGCUUCUAGCUAUUUAGAAUCAACUCCUAAAUGUAGGACUACUGGCAACAUUGGGUCACAUGAAUGCUCACACCUUUUAAGUCCUAGCAAUGUUCAGUUAGAAAUGAAAAGUGAUUUGUGCAAAAAUGAAGUGGUGGAAGAACAUAAAAGGAGAAAAGUGAAAAAAUGUCCCCAGCCUAUAGAGUGCCUUCAUAUCAGUACAACUUCUGAUUUGGAUAUUAAUGUGAAAUCAACCAACCAACCAAAUGUAGAUAGUCUUGCGGAAACCAAGAGUCCAAGGCAGCAUGUUAAGAGUUCUCUAAUUGGGUUGUGUCUAGAUGAACAAGUGGGCUCUAUUAAUGGACAUAAAAGAAGUAUUUCAGACAAUCCUCAAACAUUCUGUCCUUCCACCCCAUUAAAUAAACAAGAGGCAUUCCCUCCUUCAAAAAUUCGGAAAGAGGAGGGAGCUUCAGAGAUCCAAACUUUAUCCAUUGCAGCGCCUGAAACUCAUCUUGAGUUGCCAUCAUUUGAAACUGAUGAAAUAGGAUUACAAUCAUCUACUUUGUCAGUAGAGUUCAAUUCAAUAGACUCCCUUUCAACAAGCAAACCCACGAAAGAUGGGGGUGAUGAAGAGAAUGAUGAUGAAGAUGAAAACCUUCCAAGUAUACUGCUGCACCAAGAACAAUGGUCAGUAGCUGAAGGGAUGCUGGUAUGGUGUAAAUUUCAAAAGUACCCUCAUUGGCCAGCAGUGGUAAGAAGUGUAAAAUCCAGGAUCAAAAAGGCCAGCAUUUUGUUUGUCGAUGAAAAUAUAAUAGAUGCAGAAAAGUAUAAAAAAGGCUUUACUGUGUCUGUGAGGACCUUGAAACCAUUUGAUUGUGAAAACCGGCAUCAGUUAACAGCUGCAGCGCGGCAUAUUUAUAAGACAUCAAUUGAUUGGUGCGUGGCUCUGAUUGAUGACUAUCGAAUCAGGAGAGGUUGCGGAUCCUUUACUGGCUCCUUUGUCGAGUAUUGUACAGCUGAGCUUAGCAUCCCAGUUCGAAAAUCAUUUGGGCAAGAUCCCUCACUAAUGACUUUCCCAUACACUUCAAUUGAAAAUCAAGUAGAAGAAGGGCAUACUGAUUCCGAAUGUGAGUCCACACCAACCAGACAACAGCCUACCAAAAAAUUGCUCCCUGAUAGGAAGAAAGCUGCUAGGGAUCGAGCAAAUGAAAAACUUGUGCAAUUCAUUGUCAAGACAAGAGGUGCAGAGAAGCACCUUCAGGCUGUAAUUAAGGGGCAGAAGCACUCCAGGUGGCUUGAAGAGUUCCAAACCCGUAUGCGCAACUCAAAUGUCAUUGACACAUACCUUGAAGAUGACCGGCAGGUGGACCAAGUGGUUAACUAUUUAAAAACUGUCUGUGAAAUGAGUGUGGGCACAAAGCUCUUGGAAGACUAUGAGAGGUCUAGGUUUAUCUUGGAUGUCCUCUUGCCAGAGGCUAUUAUUUGUGCAAUUGCCGAGGUUGAACAAAUGAGCAUCAAGAAAGCAGAAGAAAAGUACAUGAAAGGCCCACUUCACAGUGAAAGGGAAGUCGAACAUUUUAACAAGGAGAUUGAGAAAGAGAUGAAGCUGAAACAGAAGCUCUUGAAAAAGGAGGAAUCCACAAACUAAAGUUUUCAUUCUUGAAAUGAAGAACAUAUGUAUAUAUAAUUGAAUGAAAUCCAUAUUUUUGUGCAACAAAGUAAUAUCAUUUUUGAUAGCAAGAAUUUAACUGUUUCUUAUAUGAAAUGUUAAAACCAAGGGUGUACAGGUAACUUAGGAUAUUUACAUACUUUUAACUCCCAUCUGGGGAAACUUAUUAACUGCUUAAAACUCAAGUACUUAAGGCUUGAGCUUAGGUUUUUUUUUCACUUUAGAGUGACCAGCCAUACCAUUUCACAAAGACCUUAGCAUUUUGGCAAACAAAGUUAAAAUUGAUAUCCUACUUAUUGUGUCCUAUUCUCAAAUGCAGAAUAUUUGUGCUAUUUUCUUGAAUGGUAACUUGCUUUGUGAUAUGACAUCAGUAUUUCCCCCAAAUGCGGGGAAUAAUGGCUUUUGGCUUCACUGAUGUUACCACCCGGAUUGCACGGUAUAAUGCAAGAGAAUGUGACAUCAAUGAAAAUCACAUGUUUGGAGGCAUUUGCCCAUUUUUGUUGCUGUAGGCCCAGACUGGUAAUUUAACUUUUAUAUGUCCUUGUUAAUAGAGCUGACAUAUUUGGGGUAUCAUAAAAUGGAAUUAAAAAUGAAGCAUUGUUGCAUUUGAGUAACUUUUCAACAAAAAAAAAAAAAUCCCCCAUUCUUUCUAGCAUAAAAUGUUGAUUACAGACCAGUGGGAAGUUUGGCACGGCUUCAGCUUAAGACUGCAAAUUAGACUGAGCUGGUAAAUUUAGUAACAUUUAGUAUACAUUUAGUAAAAUUAGUGUGGUGAUCCUAACAGAGGUUGUGAUAUUCUCUCGUGUUAGCUGCAGGAAAUGUAAACACUCAGAACCCUUUCUAUAGAUUGCUUAAAAAUUCCAUUGAGCAGGCACUGUAAUGUAAAUGCUUGGGUUUAGCCAUGCCGCAGCAGCUGGUCUGGUCCUGCAGCCUUAACUUUAAGCUGUGACCAACUCUUUUUUUUAAAUCCUUGUAAAGAAAUUCUGGAGCUAUUGUUUUCUGAAAGCCAAGCAAGCUUUCUAAUUUUACAGUUCAUAGCUAUGCCCAGAUCAGUCAAGGGGUAAUGUGUUUCAAAGAAAAUCACGAGCUUGCGUUUUGAAUUGACCAUAAUCUGCAUUUGGUUUGAUGUAAAUGCGGAUUUUAUAAGGAAAUGUCAUUGAAUGAAAUUGAUGGGCAGUAUUUUACCUGCUUGUGAAAUUAAUUACUCUGUUUCACACUUGCCUAAUGUUGUGAAGUAGUUACAUUCAUUUAGUGAGUAUAUGCAUGAAUUUUUCGUGGAAUGUAUAAAUUCAGAAUGUUGACAACCCUUAAUCCUUCUGCCCCACACUAUAUAUUAAAAGUGAAUUCCACUCUA